AUGGGGGCGCGCCGCAGGCGGAGCGCGCUCGCAACGAGCGGAGGGGGCUGCAACCGGCCACGCGCCCAGCACCUGCAGGCGCAUGGGGGCAGGACGAUGGGCGAUUGGGCCGAUGGCUCGAGCGUCCGGCUUUUGGAGGGCGGCGGCGGAGGGGCGGCGACCGGCAAGUGGCAGGGGCCGGUGCCGUACGGACCGCUGGGAGGCCCAAAGGGUUUUGGGAAGCGCGUGCUUCCGCCUCGACGUGCACGCGAAGUGUCAUGCCAAAGGACACAUUGCAUCUUGACUGCUGAUUGGAGGAGCGUCAAGCGAUGCAGAGGCACUGACAGUGUGGACGGUCAGCCCUAUGUAGGGUGGGCCAACCUGCCGGCCGACCUCCUGGACCGCGUGCGGGCGGAGUUUGGCGACGGCGGCCACAGCAUGAUCAGGGUCGCGCGCCUGGUGAACCGGCACUGGUGCGCCUGGGCCACCCAGGCCACCGAGUGCCUGGCGCUGUGCGGCGGCCAGCACGUCGGCAGGGUGAUCGACAUGCUGGCGCCCAAGUUCGACCGCGUGAGGCGGCUGAAGCUGAAGUACCCCUUUGGCUGCGACGACCGCGCUCUGGCGCGCCUGGCGGGGUUCCGGUCGCUGACGCACCUCGAGCUGCAGGACUACCGGGGCCAGGCGCUGAGCGUCGACGCGGUGGCUUCCCUUGCGACAGUCCCCAAGCUGUCCAAACUACACUUCUGCUCGCACCCGGCGCUGAUGUACUGCAACUUGACCGACCUGGUGGCGUCGAAGCUGACGGCGUGCACGGCCCUGAGGGAGCUGUGCCUGAGCAACUGCCAGAUCACGGACCGGGGCCUGGCGGGGCUGGCGUCGCUCACGGGGCUGUCGCGGCUGGGGCUGGAGGGCUGCAAGCGGGUGACGGACGAUGGCGUCAGCGGCCUGGCGGCGCUGACGAACCUGACGGAACUGGACCUGGCGGAGUGCACCGAGGUGACUGCCCGGGGUGCCGCCGGCCUGGCGCCUCUGACGGCCCUCACCAAGCUGGGGCUGCUGGUGAACGGGCGGGAGUGGGGCGCGGGCUUGGACGGGCUGGCCGGCAUGCGCUGUUUGUCUGAACUGCUUUUGGACGCGGACCUGACGGACCCAGACAUGCAGCGCCUGGGCGGCCUGACGUCCCUCCGGUCCGUCCACCUCAAGUGGAAGUGGAACUGCUCGGUGGGGGUCACCGACGCCGGGAUGGCCGCGCUGGCGCGCCUGACGGGCCUCAGGGAACUGGCCCUGGUGUUCCUCAACGUGCAGGUUGAGGGCCGCGUGACGGACGCCGGCGUGCGCUCCCUCGAGGCCCUCACCGCCCUCACCAGCCUCAUCUUCAUCCCCGGCAGCAACAGGGUGACCGACGGUGCGCUGGGCUGCCUCAGGGCGAUGCCGCGCCUGGCGGACCUGCGCUGGGGCGGCGUCCUCACCCCUGUGGGCCUCAAGUCUCUGGGCCGCCUCGAGCGGCUGACCGCCCUGGCGGUGAGGGUGCCCCUGACGUACGACGUCGUGCGGUCCCUUAGGCCCCUCACCUGCCUU
Ostreobium quekettii is the source of this 1557-nucleotide messenger RNA. NCBI's taxonomy places the organism in Eukaryota, Viridiplantae, Chlorophyta, Ulvophyceae, Bryopsidales, Ostreobiaceae. The record is from the annotation of a GenBank genome assembly.